UUAUAUAGCGCUGAGCCAACAUUCUCAUCAGUCCUCCUCCUUCAAGUCAGCUUCUCUUCUGCGUCUCCAUCCUACUCCUUGGUCUCCGCAUUCAUCCUGGAGUGGCCGGUGGGGACGAGCAGGACCGGGAAGAGGGAGAGGUGUGGGAAAGCGAAGCCAAGCUGCCAGGGAUCGGACGCCUUCCAAUUGAAAAGGGAAGUCAGCUGACAAGGAAAGUUAGUUAAAUUUAACAUCCUUUCAUGUGUAACAUCUGACUUCGGGGGAGAAAAUGAACUUUGCAGAGGAAGAGCCCUCCAAGAAAUACUGCAUUAAAGGCAAACACGUGGCCAUCAUCUGUGGAGUAGUGGUGGCAGUUGGAUUAAUAGUGGGACUUUCUGUGGGUUUGACCAGGUCGUGUGAGCAGGACACAACCCCAGCUCCUUCCCAACCUCCUCCGGAAGCCAGCACUGCCCUCCCUCCUCAGGACCAGAAUGUCUGCCCUGACAGUGAAGAUGAAAGCGGAGAAUGGAAAAACUUCAGGCUGCCUGACUUCAUCAAUCCAGUUCACUACGACCUGGAGGUGAAGGCCCUGAUGGAGGAAGACAGGUACACGGGAAUAGUGACCAUCUCUGUCAACUUGAGCAAACCCACUCGUGACCUAUGGCUCCACAUCAGGGAGACCAAGAUCACCAAGCUGCCGGAGCUAAGGAGGCCCUCUGGGGAGCAGGUACCAAUUCGACGGUGCUUCGAGUAUAAGAAGCAGGAGUACGUGGUGAUCCAGGCUGCAGAAGACCUUGCGGCCACCAGUGGGGACAGUGUCUAUCGGCUGACCAUGGAGUUUAAAGGCUGGCUGAACGGUUCCCUUGUGGGUUUUUACAAAACCACCUACAUGGAGGACGGGCAAAUCAGGAGCAUAGCUGCCACUGACCAUGAACCAACAGAUGCCAGGAAGUCCUUCCCUUGUUUCGACGAACCCAACAAGAAGUCAACUUACAGUAUAUCCAUCAUCCACCCAAAAGAAUACUCAGCACUUUCUAAUAUGCCAGAAGAGAAAUCAGAGAUGGUGGAUGACAACUGGAAGAAAACCACUUUUGUGAAGUCUGUCCCAAUGAGCACUUACCUGGUGUGCUUUGCUGUGCAUCGGUUCACUGCUAUAGAGAGAAAAUCCAGGAGCGGCAAACCACUCAAGGUCUAUGUCCAGCCCAAUCAGAAGGAGACAGCAGAGUAUGCGGCAAACAUAACCCAAGCUGUAUUUGAUUACUUCGAAGACUACUUCGCUAUGGAGUAUGCGCUUCCUAAACUGGAUAAAAUUGCUAUUCCAGAUUUUGGCACCGGCGCCAUGGAAAAUUGGGGACUUGUCACUUACCGAGAAACAAACCUGCUUUACGACCCCCUACUAUCGGCCUCAUCUAACCAGCAGAGAGUGGCCAGCGUGGUUGCCCACGAACUUGUACACCAGUGGUUUGGAAAUACUGUGACCAUGGACUGGUGGGACGACUUGUGGCUAAAUGAAGGAUUUGCUUCGUUCUUCGAGUUCUUGGGAGUAAACCACGCAGAAAAAGACUGGCAGAUGCUCAGUCAGGUGCUGCUUGAAGAUGUGUUCCCCGUGCAAGAGGACGACUCCCUGAUGUCUUCACAUCCAGUGGUCGUCACCGUGUCCACGCCAGCUGAAAUAACAUCUGUGUUUGAUGGGAUAUCAUACAGCAAGGGAGCUUCUAUUCUGAGAAUGCUCCAAGACUGGAUAACACCAGAGAAAUUCCAAAAAGGCUGUCAGAUUUACUUGAAAAAAUUCCAGUUCGCGAAUGCAAAAACUUCCGACUUUUGGGAUUCACUGCAAGAGGCAAGCAAUCUGCCAGUGAAAGAAGUGAUGGACACCUGGACUAGCCAGAUGGGUUAUCCUGUGGUCACUGUGAGUGGAAGGCAGAACAUCACCCAGAAACGCUUUCUGUUGGACUCCAAAGCUGAUCCUUCGCAGCCACCGUCAGAGCUCGGUUACACAUGGAAUAUUCCAGUCAGAUGGGCUGAUAAUGACAACUCAAGGAUCACCGUGUACAAUAGGUUAGACAAAGGAGGAAUCACUCUGAAUGCUAAUCUUAGCGGAGAUGCUUUUCUCAAAAUCAACCCAGAUCACAUUGGGUUUUAUCGUGUAAAUUAUGAAGGAGGAACGUGGGAUUGGAUAGCCGAGGCUCUCUCCUCAAACCACACGAGAUUCUCCGCUGCUGACCGGUCAAGUUUUAUUGAUGAUGCUUUUGCUUUGGCAAGAGCUCAACUUCUGAAUUAUAAAAUAGCUCUGAACUUGACCAUGUAUCUCAAAUCAGAAGAGGAUUUCCUACCAUGGGAGAGAGUCAUUUCAUCUGUAAGCUACAUCAUUAGCAUGUUUGAAGAUGACAGAGAGCUGUACCCCAUGAUAGAGACGUACUUUCAAGGCCAAGUGAAGCCCGUUGCAGAUUUGCUGGGAUGGCAGGAUACCGGAAGCCACAUCACAAAGUUACUCCGGGCCUCUAUCUUAGGAUUCGCAUGCAAGAUGGGGGACAGAGAAGCCUUGGGCAAUGCUUCCCAGUUAUUUGACUCCUGGCUGAAAGGGAGCGCAAGUAUUCCGGUAAACCUCAGGCUGCUUGUGUACCGCUAUGGAAUGCAGAACUCUGGCAAUGAGGCAGCGUGGAACUAUACCCUAGAGCAGUAUCAGAAAACAUCGCUUGCCCAAGAGAAAGAAAAACUGCUCUAUGGGUUAGCUUCAGUGAAGGAUGUUAAACUCUUGGCAAGGUAUCUGGAAAUGCUCAAAGACCCCAAUAUUAUUAAAACUCAGGAUGUAUUUACCGUCAUCCGCUACAUCUCCUACAACAGUUAUGGGAAGACAAUGGCCUGGAAUUGGAUACAACUCAACUGGGACUAUCUGGUCAGCAGAUUUACAAUCAAUGACAGAUACCUUGGCCGGAUCGUCACCAUAGCUGAGCCCUUCAACACUGAACUGCAGCUCUGGCAGAUGCAGAGCUUUUUUGCAAAAUAUCCAAAUGCUGGCGCUGGAGCAAAACCUAGAGAGCAAGUGCUGGAGACGGUGAAGAACAACAUCGAGUGGCUAAACGUGAACAGACAGUCCAUCAGAGAGUGGUUCGCUAGCCUGCCGUAGGACGGACAGUGAAAACACGUGCAAGGGUGAAGGCACGUCAUCUGUGCCUCUGCUGCACCGUGGGCGGAGCCUGAGAUGGCCUGUUUUACAGACCGCAGAGGGGAGCCUUUGAAACCAGUUCUGCUUUUGCUAAGUACUGUAUUUAUGUCACGCAAAGCUUUUAAAUUAUUCCUCUUUGUUUUUGCAGGAAGAUACUAAUAGAGUAUUUAAUAUACUCAGGGAUUUCUGCUAAGUGUUCUUCAUGGGAAAGUCUUUACAAACUGAAGGGUUUAAUAGUCACAUUAAUGUCUUUAAUAUCAUUCCUUGUAUCUUAGAUCUGUGAAAAUGGAGCAAUUUGGUCCUAGCUUUACAUUUUUAGUACCAAAGAAACACCACUUAAUCUUCUCUCUUGAUUGAUUUUUAAAGUUUAAAUACCAGUACUUGCAGGGUGUAUUGCCAUCUUAAUCUUUAUUUUAUUAUUCAGAAUUACAUAGACCUAAUAUCAUUUUAUUCACAAAUGUCUCACUGCUUUAAAUCCUACCAAAGUAACCUUGGCUUAAGUUUUGAUCAAGGAUUGAAGGAAUGAGCCAAAGAAAUGACUGACUGUUGCCUUUGGUCUUACAAAAUCAGACAAUGCUGUAUUCUUUUUUUUUUUUAAAUAAAUUUAAAUUAUUACCUUGAAAAACACAUUGUUUCCCAGUAUCACCUUACUCCUGAGUGAAUGUGACGGCACCAUUCCCCAAAUAAUUUAGCACAUUACAAGUGUGCUUCAAGAGCCUGACCUUGGUCACGCAUGAUGCACUGCUGUCUCUCCUGAUGCGUGCAAAGUUCCCUUCAAAUGAGCUAUGAAAUUAGUGGGCAUGGGGGCGCUUAACUGCGCUCCAUGGAUUUUUAUAGGGAAGAAUGAAAGUAAUUGGAAACUGUUCAGGAAGGAGAGAAGGCGGAUUUAAAUUUAACUUUGCCCUCCCUAGCAGCAAAAGUGUGAAAAUGGAGAAAGUUGAGGUUGUCCUCCAGCAAAGCUGCACAUCUAAGGAUAUGUCUUCUUAUAGAUAAAUUUUAUAUAUACACCUUUAAAUGUAAACCAAUAUAGAAGACCACUAAUAAAAAUUAUAUAUGUAGACUG
Molecule: messenger RNA, 4208 nt
Organism: Mus musculus (house mouse)
Lineage: Eukaryota; Metazoa; Chordata; Mammalia; Rodentia; Muridae
Gene: Enpep
Product: glutamyl aminopeptidase
Exons: 20
Coding region: 269-3106 (945 amino acids)
Biological process (GO): proteolysis; angiotensin maturation; regulation of systemic arterial blood pressure by renin-angiotensin
Cellular component (GO): brush border; plasma membrane; apical plasma membrane
Molecular function (GO): glutamyl aminopeptidase activity; metalloaminopeptidase activity; metallopeptidase activity
Source: RefSeq, marked validated